Fusarium coffeatum is the source of this 1095-nucleotide messenger RNA. RefSeq lists its product as uncharacterized. The record is from RefSeq and is a predicted model, not a curated record. Bases 1 to 1095 code for a protein of 364 amino acids. Gene Ontology annotation, biological process: DNA-templated transcription; positive regulation of transcription by RNA polymerase II. Lineage: Eukaryota; Fungi; Ascomycota; Sordariomycetes; Hypocreales; Nectriaceae. The transcript is spliced from 2 exons. Gene Ontology annotation, molecular function: DNA-binding transcription factor activity, RNA polymerase II-specific; zinc ion binding; sequence-specific DNA binding.
AUGUCCCUCAUCGCAGGAGGAGGCCAUCACUUCGUCGGUUCAACAUCCGGUCUCCUCCUCGCAAACCUCCUUCAAUCACGACCCCAAGCCCCAUCAUCCCUCAACUCAUCAUGGAAACCAUCCAUCUCCCUCACUCCUCAAACGGGAUCAGGCCUGCCGCCCAAAACCCUCGCAGCAGAACUCAUCAAAGCAUACUGCAGCCAUGAUCAUCUCUGCUAUCCCUUCCUCUCCACCAAAUCCCUCUACAAGUCCUUAGACGCCGUGUACGAAGACCGAGAAAAAGAUCCCGUUGAUGCGUUUUUCGUGGAUAUGACUCUCGCGAUAGGUACCGCGCAAGUACACAAGUUCAACUGGAAUGGUGUUUACGAUGCGGAGACACAUUAUAAUCGCGCCAUGACGAGAUUAGCUGAUGUUCUUGCACGAGAUGGUAUUGAACGGUUACAAGCACUGCUGCUCGUCUGUCAAUACAGGAUGGGUACCACGUCGAGUAACACUACCACCAGUGUCUGGCAUCUGAUCGGUGUCGCAGCAAGGACUUGUCUAGAAAUGGGUCUUCAUCGCGCAGCAACAUAUACACACGAUAAAGAUGAAGAAGAAAUGGAGACUAAACGUCGCUGUUUCUGGAGUCUUGUCGCGCUGGACAGAGUUACCAGUUUAGCACUCGGAAGACCUUUGGCUCUUCAACUUGAGGAUAUAGACGUUGAUCUACCGCCUUGUUCCACGGAAGAACUUCCAGACGAUAGCAGUCCUUUGUCGUCUGCGCCGUACGGUACACCGCAGUAUCGCGCCGCAACGUCUGUUUUCGUGCAUAUUGUGCGCUACAGACUUAUCUGCGGAAAGAUCAUUAAUGCGUUACAUCGAAGUACAAAACAUGUUUCCUUUGCGAGUAUAAACUACGAGGAAAUGCGUACUGCGCUGGCGAGGGAGUUACAAGAAUGGCACACAGAAACAGGCAAUCUUCCUCUGGUGAAGAGCGACGCGACAGCUGCUUCACCGGCCAGCGGCUCCAGUUUCCGAUGCGAAGAGUGGUAUCGUCUUCUAUACCAUAAUGAAUAUUUACGAUUCAGCGCGGGAGGCGAUUUUGCUGUAUGCUAG